UGGGUUUCUUUUUCUUUUAUUAACAACUCGGGCGAAAAUCUUGUCGAAUUUCUUCUCUCGCGCUCCUUCUAGGGAUAGGGUUUCGAUUCGGCAGAGGGAUUUUUACUGAUGCCGUUGAAUUUGCCCUCGUAGCCCCUCCUCCCUCUCCCGUUCUCGCGUUGUAAUCGCAGGAUUCUUCUUCAUUUGAAGAGCUUUUAGGUCAAUCAUGACUUGAUUCAGCCAGAUUUCAGGUGUUCAUUUAAAACUCCAAUUGACAAAUCACUUUCUUGGAUAAGUUGAAGCAAUGUUCACCGAGGGAGCCCCUGAUUUUGUUGUUGACCAGGCAAUCUAUUAUCCCGCCACUGCCAACUAUGGUUAUUACUGUACAGGUUUUGAAUCACCCGGCGAGUGGGAGAGCCAUCAGAUGAUUUUUAGUGUGGAUGGUUCUGAUGUCCAAUACGCGGGUGCGCAGAGCGAAAAUUCUCCCUAUAUAUGUUAUUCACCUAGUUAUGGAUAUGCACAGUCUCCUUAUAAUCCAUACAAUCCUUAUAUACCCGGCGCUUCAAUUGGCAUCGAGGCUUCUUUGGUUGGAUCCCAACAAUAUUACUCAAUCCCUCCUUACGAGAACAUCGGAUCUCAACCUACCUAUGUUCCAUAUGUUAUUCAACCUAGUAUCAUGUCAAAUAGUUCAACCGAAGCUUUGUUAGAGGCUGGCACAGCUAAUGCUGGUAGAUCUGGUGCCAGAGGGGGAUCCAGGCAUAAAAAUGCUUUGGCAACUGCUGGCCUUUCAAAGAACAUUCCAAAAUCUUCAAUGUCAAAUUCUAUGGGUAGGACCUUGGAGAAGUCAAGGCCUACUACUGGACAGAGUAAACAACCAGGGAUUGAGAAGAGUGUUUCUUCUGCUCCUGCUUCAUCACAUCCUUUCGAGGGUAGAGAUGCUUCCGUUAGCUCUCAACCCAUCACCGAUAUAUCAAGAGGCAAACUCUUGUCUUCUGGGCAAUUAGAAAUUGCUCCUCCAAUGCAUAAUGGUUUUCCAGCCAUUGUAUCAAAUAAUUACAAGCUUCGGCCCAAGAUUUAUGAUGGUAGAGGUGUUACUGAUGCAAAUGGAAAUCCAGAUGCAAACAUUGAACAGAAUCGAGGCCCUAGAACCAAAAAAUCAAGAAGUCAGCUCAUUGUCAAAGCCUAUACGACCAAAGCAGGAAAUGCUGAUGCGGGGGGAAACAUUGUGAUCAAUACUGAUCAAUAUAAUAAAGAGGAUUUCAGAGUCGUUUAUGAUGAUGCCAAGUUUUUUGUGAUUAAAUCGUAUAGCGAGGAUGAUGUUCACAAGAGCAUCAAGUAUGGUGUCUGGUCAUCAACACCACAUGGGAACAAGAAAUUGCAGAGUGCUUAUGAGAAUGCACAGAGAAUAGGGGCUGAGAAAUCUUGUGAAUGCCCUGUUUUCUUAUUCUUUUCUGUCAAUGCAAGUGGUCUGUUCUGUGGUGUGGCUGAGAUGACUGGUCCCGUUGCUUUCGACAGAGAUAUGGAUUUUUGGCAACAAGACAAAUGGAGUGGAAGUUUUCCUGUCAAGUGGCACAUCAUUAAAGAUGUUCCCAAUAGCUGCUUCAGGCACAUUAUAUUGCAGAACAAUGAGAACAAACCAGUGACCAACAGCCGAGACACACAAGAGAUAGUGCUGAAACAAGGGCUGGAAAUGCUAAAAAUAUUCAAAGAUCAGGCUGAAAAGACUUCGUUACUGGAUGAUUUCAUGUACUAUGAAAGCCGUCAAAGAAUCAUGCUGGAAGAGAAAAGCAGACUGCUUUACAGGACCUUCCCAAGCCCUUUCCCCGUAACGAAACCAGUUUUUACUGACGGAGUCGAGAAAAUUGCUAAGGAUGCUAACGAGAAACCUUCAGUGAUGACAACUGAGGAGGCUCUUGUUAACAAAGAUGUGAAAGAGAAGAAGGAAGCUAAAGAUGAUUCUGCUUCUACUCUGAAGAUCGGUUCCUUCACCAUUACUGCAAAUGGUGCAGAUUCCAGACUAACCUCCUCUGCUCGUCCAGUUUCAACCUUUACCGCCCCUUGUCCCAACUCUGACCAGAGCUCAGGCCAUUCAAAAAUUGACGUGGCUCCUCCAACUGGUGGUGAAUUUGUCAGAGUAGGAUCAAUGCCGGUAAAGUUGAAGGGAUCUGCUACGAAGAAACCAUCUCCCAUGGUCUUAAACUUCGGUACAAUUCCUCUUGACCCCAGAUCAAUGCAGAAGUAAAACCAUGAUGGGCUUCUGUUCAUCACCUGGCUGGCUAUAUAAUCACAUUCCAAGAGCAAGUCUAUUACAAUGUGCAUGAUUAUCCUUUUGUGUUAUUUUGCUUCACUAAUCUCCAACGUGGCAUCGAGGAGUUGGGGCUUUUGGUUUGUUUCUAUUGGGUCCAUUGUUUAAAGUUUUAUCUGCGGUGCUUUUGGCUUUGGCUGAAGUGUUGUCGUUGAGUCUUUUUCCUGUCUGAAUUCUUCAAGCAGAAACUGCAAAGUGAAGUAAUAUUGUUGUUGUUGUUAUUAUUAUUAUUAUUUACUUGUUUCGGUCA
This is a messenger RNA of Tarenaya hassleriana, 2534 nucleotides long. RefSeq lists its product as uncharacterized. The record is from RefSeq and is a predicted model, not a curated record. NCBI's taxonomy places the organism in Eukaryota, Viridiplantae, Streptophyta, Magnoliopsida, Brassicales, Cleomaceae. The coding region runs from base 284 to 2221 and encodes 645 amino acids. Gene Ontology annotation, molecular function: mRNA binding. Gene Ontology annotation, cellular component: cytoplasm. Gene Ontology annotation, biological process: mRNA destabilization. The transcript has 7 exons.